Messenger RNA from Thunnus maccoyii (southern bluefin tuna), 1967 nucleotides. RefSeq names its product nucleolus and neural progenitor protein (gene rmp64). Gene Ontology annotation, cellular component: nucleus. The record is from RefSeq and is a predicted model, not a curated record. Gene Ontology annotation, biological process: positive regulation of Notch signaling pathway. Lineage: Eukaryota; Metazoa; Chordata; Actinopteri; Scombriformes; Scombridae. The transcript has 9 exons. The coding region runs from base 43 to 1476 and encodes 477 amino acids.
GAAGACGAUUGGCUGGCGGACUUCCGUGUUUUGCGGAGCACCAUGGCAGGAGAACCGUGGAAUAGGGUAAACAUUCCCUUUCCGAGUGCCGUUUCUAGCGUCCGUAUACAUUUUAGCCCCAAAACAGAUGUAAAUGUGGAAACCCUUUUGGUGGAAAACGGGAAGGUCCUCAAGCUUAUUCGCAGUGAGAUUCUUCAAACGGAGAUAAGACUUCUCUACGAGCUGAUCUACGUCCUUAAUAACAGCUACAGAGGCAAUAAGACGUUCAAAGGCUUAAAGCAGGUUGAACAAUGCAUAAACAGGCUGAAGAAUAUGAAGCUCGAUGUUGCUCUUCAGGAACUGACAGAUCUAUGUCCCAAUAGGAUUCAAAGAGAACUGAGCGUCAAGUCUGGUGAAUGUGAUGUUCCGAGUCAACCCAUGCUGGAGUGGCUCUGUCUCAAAGUGCUGGGAGCUGCACACCUGAUGAGCUGCACCUUGAAUCGCUGCAGCAGAGCUUUUGUACUCUCAAAGCAGCAGAUGAAAUGGGAGGAGUUUGUGAUCUUGAAUGUGGUGAUAACCAGCUUGCUCAGUCGGCUCUGGGUGAUUUUCCGUGGGGUCCUGGCCAGUCUGUCCACUCUGUAUCAGCAGCUCCUGGAGUUCCUUAGAGAAGUAGCUCACCUUCAGCCCAUGCCCUUCCUCAAAAGCUUCUCCCUGCCAGGAGAUAUGGCAGAGUUCCUGGGUCCCUCUCAUGCAUUGUUACUGACCAAAUGGCGAACACGUGGUCUCCAUGCCAAAGACCACAAGGAAAAGCAGCAGAGUAGGAAGAAAUCUUCUGUUAAAGUCAAGAACCAGGGACGGACAAGGAAGGUGAAAGAAGAUCUGGGUGUUGCUAUCGAAAGAGAUCUGGCUCUCAAUGCUGACAUGAAGCCUUUUCUGAAGAGUUUCAGGAAUUUAACAGAGGAACCACACAAAGCUGAGAAGAAACAAAUGUUCAAGAAACGAGUAAGAGAAGCUGCUACUUUCACAAACAUGGUGACCCAUCUCGAAGAAAUGAUCCUAUGGUGCAAAUCCCAAAAGAUGGAAAAGGAAAAACAUCUUUUAACCUUCCUGCGUUUAAAGUGCCAAAGGAUGAAAUGCCUCGAGACAGCAGGUUACAACGUCCAGCGGAAGUUGCGGAGCUUCAGACAGGAAGUUUGCUGGGCUUUCUCUCCUCAAGGGGUAAUGCCAAAUGCCUGUCGGUCUUCUGCUGCUGUGAGGAAGAAUGCUCACCUGAGAACUCGUUUUCAGUCACUCAGGAGGCGAUUGAAGUCUCCUACAGUCAGCAUUGGUGUCAAAAAGAAACAGGUGAAGAGACGAAGGAAGAGGACUGAGUUAUCAGUGUCUGGACCUUCAGAGGACGACAAGAGAAGCAGGAUUAUACAUGAAGCAACAGCUCAGACCACUGAUUGCAACAGCCAUGAUGACAUAGAUGAUAUAUUUGCCUCUGCAGGUUUGUGACACUUCUGAAUUAAACACAUGUAUGCAGCAAAGCUGAGUUCAGUGUAUGACACAUUCCUCUGUUUUAAAAGGAAAUAUGGAUGAAAUUUAAUGAAUUACUGUAUGAGAACUGAUGAGUGUAUGUCAUUUCUAUGAGAUUUAAAACAUGUUUUGGAAAAAUGGAACAAGCUGCCUGUGUCACUCAAGCUAAACCCAGUUGAGAGGAGUUUUAAAUCAGAUCUCAAGAAAUGGUUGUUAAAUAAUUUGUAGAUGUACAAAUGCUUGAGGUUUUACUGUCUGAUUGAGUUUUUUUAAGUCUAAUGUUAUUCUUGCUUUACACUGUCUUAUUCAGUCUGCCAUCUUAUACUGCAAUAGAAGACCACAAUAAGCUCUAGGGUUUUUUUUGUGUAUUUUAAUCCUCUACAGUUUUAAAAAUUGUAUGUGGAGCCUGUCUUUGUGAUCAGGCUGUCAUGUAUGUUUUAAAUUUUGUCAAAUAAAUCUAUCUAUCUGUA